Molecule: messenger RNA, 983 nt
Organism: Cyprinodon variegatus (sheepshead minnow)
Lineage: Eukaryota; Metazoa; Chordata; Actinopteri; Cyprinodontiformes; Cyprinodontidae
Product: C-C motif chemokine 14-like
Exons: 4
Coding region: 54-335 (93 amino acids)
Biological process (GO): monocyte chemotaxis; inflammatory response; immune response
Cellular component (GO): extracellular region
Molecular function (GO): chemokine activity; CCR chemokine receptor binding
Source: RefSeq, a predicted model, not a curated record
CUUUAUACACUGAGUGGUUGCAUUUUUAUUUAGUUCUCUGCUGCCUCUUCAUCAUGACUCUUAGAAGCAUCAUGGUUUUCAUCAUCCCAUUUUUCAUCAUAGUUGGGGUACUGAGCCCAGCUGACUCUGCUGGUAUUUGCUCCAGGCAACACUGCUGUAAAAGAUAUGAUGAUAUGGUGGUCAAUAUCCGUCACAUACGAGCCUACAAGGAGCAAAGUAAACAGGGAGACUGCAUCAAAGCCAUCAUUUUCUACACCACCAGUAACCACGAAGUCUGUGCAAAUCCAGAGGAUGAGUGGGUGAAGGACACUCUUAAAAGGCUGAAAAAGCCAUAGGAAAAGCAGGAAAAAAACUGAGAAAACCUGAAAACUUUUCCACGCAUGGAGGAAGAGGAUCUUUCAACAUGACAAAGUAAACAUUUGCAGCAAUGGAAUUAAGAUAUUUUAAUCUUCUGUAAUCAAAUCUUUGAGAAUAAUCUCUCAUUUAAAGGCAUUGGUGAAUUUUUGUUAUAAUGAAGUAAAACAUAAACAAUAUUUUUUUCAUCUACUCAAUUCACCAAGUGGAAUGAAUUAUACAAAUUAAUUAAACACAGACCAAUGUUUAAACUCACUGACUACUUUUCAUUAUUAUCUAUUUCUGUUCUGAGGUUAAUAAAAUAUUUUUAAAAAUAAAAUAAGACAAAUACUAAAAAACAUGCUGGUCUUCAAAAAACUGUGUUAAAAUGUUUACGAAAAGCUUAUCAUGGCAAAAGAUUUUUUUCGAAGUGUAUUGUUCAUUCUGAGGAUGAGCCUGAUCCUAACUGUUUAAUUUUACUUUAUUAAAUAUGGCUGUAUUGCUUUGUACUUCUAUAGGCUUUGUCAUGUUGACCUAUUGUCCCAUUUUAGUUUUUUCAUACUGUACCUUGGGACCUAUUACAUAAUGCAUGUCUUUUAAACUUUUUUAAAAUGUAUUUUAAUGCUUGCAAUAAAUCAUUGAUUAACUUG